This is a messenger RNA of Enterobius vermicularis (human pinworm), 387 nucleotides long. NCBI's taxonomy places the organism in Eukaryota, Metazoa, Nematoda, Chromadorea, Rhabditida, Oxyuridae. The record is from the annotation of a GenBank genome assembly.
AUGACACCAGAAACAAGACAUUUUAAUAGCGUUACCCGACUCAGGACUAACAGGCGACCACAUUCAAGCAACCUAACUGUAGGCCUUGAAUUGAGACGACUUUACCAAACUACUUGCAGCAAACAAACUCUUGUGCAAAGAAAUCCAUUUACAUCUGCCAAAGUGUCAGUAGUAAUCAAGAGAGAGUUACGAAAACUAUUAUCGCUCGCCGCAGGUUUUGCCAUCAAUGAAGAAGAGGGAGUGCGGCAAAAAAAGAACACACCUGGAGCGUUUGCAGAACCUUUCCAAGAAAUCCGAGCUGCGGAACUCGGAAUUGGUCGAAAACGCAACAGUUGGUCUUAUGAGACUGGAUUUCCAAAAACAAUUGCUCAAGCCAAAACAGUAUGA